Messenger RNA from Fraxinus pennsylvanica, 762 nucleotides. The record is from the annotation of a GenBank genome assembly. Lineage: Eukaryota; Viridiplantae; Streptophyta; Magnoliopsida; Lamiales; Oleaceae.
AUGGUAUCACAACCCGAUUUCUGUUGGAAUGUCAGCAAGUUUACCACAUCGUCACAGGAAGAUAGAACAGAUGACUCAGACUACGUAAAGAAAAUCUAUGGGGGGUAUUUCGGGGUUUUCUUACGAAUGCUGGAGGAAGAAGGUGAAACAUGGGAUAUGUUCCGAGUAUCGAAUGGGGAAUUUCCAGAAGAUGAAAAGGUCGGAGAAUACGACGGAUUUGUGAUCACAGGAAGCUGUAAUGACGCUCAUGGCAAUGAUCUUUGGAUCCGUAAACUCUUGAAUUUGCUCAAGAAAUUGAAUGGAAUGAAAAAGAAAGUUUUGGGUAUUUGCUUUGGUCAUCAGAUAUUGGGACGAGCUUUGGGAGGAAAGAUUGGACGAGCAAGUUCAGGUUGGGAUAUCGGAAUCACAAAUAUCUAUUUACAACCAUCGAAGACCUUCUCUUCUCUAAAAAUGCCUGCUUCCCUAUCUAUCAUUGAGUGCCACAGAGAUGAGGUUUGGGAGCUACCUCCAAAAGCAGAGGUGAUCGCAUGGUCAAACAAAACUGGAAUUGAAAUGUUCCGGUAUGGAGACCAUUUUAUGGGCAUUCAAGGUCACCCUGAGUACACUAAGGACAUCCUGUUGCACCUCAUUGACCGGCUUCUCCACCGCGAUUUCAUUGAGGAGUCUCUUGCUGAAGAAGCCAAGUCUAAGUUGGAGGCUAAUCAGCCAGACAAAGAGGCAUGGAAGAAACUUUGCAUUGGCUUCCUCAAAGGGAGAUUGUGA